UUAUGGCUUUACGCCGUUAUGGCUGCGCCUACUCGGGCUGUAUCUGUUGACAAAGAAGAAAUAGCAUUGAGAGGGUGGGCCGUCAAAUCCAAGGCAAGACGACAUUUGCGAACUGACAUAAAACAUCCUCUCCUUUUGGGUCUUUUGAUCUCUUUCUUAUCCCCCUUACUUAUUUUUUUAAUUUGUAUUUUAGUUUAUAUUUAACUAAUGUCGGAAGAAGCUACUUUUGUACAUCCUGGAUCAAUUCCAAAUCUUAUAACAAACACCAGUAGAAAUGCAGAGAAACAACCAAUUAAAAUAUCUUCGGAAUUUAUUUCUCCAUCUUAAAGAGCAGAUGCCCCACUUGCUGCGAUAAUACCGCCAGAGUUGGAUGAUAUUGAUCCAAUUCAUUAUUCCCUGAUUUCGAUCAAAGCGGGAUUUUGCAUUUUUCGAGGCUUUUUGCAAAUGCCAAAGCUUCACUUAAAAAACAAAUUUUGUGGACUUCUAGAACAUUUAAAAAGAAGGGAGAAAAAACAACAAAUUAUCAGCUGAACAUGAAAUGGUUGGGACUUUAAAUUAAGCCGUUUACCUAAAAAGAAGGAUUGUCUAAUUGAUGAAUAUGAAUUACUUUGUGCAGAAAAUUUGGAAGAAUUAUUAAACAAAAAUAAGCAAUCACAACAAAUAAAUGAGGAAGAUGAAGAAUCUGCUCCGCCUUGGAGAUUUGGACCUGCUCAAAUUUGGUAUGACCGGCUAGGGGUUCCUUCGAAUCCAACAAAUUUUGAUUAUGGAAUCAAAAGGGAAGAUAUUUACUCCAAUUGGUGAGCCGAAAUCUUCAGUUAUAUUAGAAUUUGGAUUCUACAUCAAGGACGAAUUGCGUAUGAUGAGGGUGAAUUCUACUUUUCAAUUCAACACGCUGAUGAGGAUGCUUCGACUUCAGGAACAAGAUUUGCGUGAUCAGGGACGAGAUGUACGUGAACUUCUAGACCGAAUGGGACUUCUUGAAUACCGUGUGGGACGAAUUGAGGCUCAUCUUGGAAUUGGAGAUGUUGCCAAUGCAAUUAUUGUUGCCGGUGGAGUUCCAGACAAUGCUGCUGGUGGAAAAAAGAAUGCUGAUGGUAGAAAUAUUUUUAUCUUUUAUAAUUUUAUUUUAGACAACAAUGUUGAAACCAUUCUUCAAUUAUGUGAUAAAUACGAUCUGCAAGUGGUCUCUUAUAGAAGAUAG
This is a messenger RNA of Meloidogyne enterolobii, 1201 nucleotides long. Lineage: Eukaryota; Metazoa; Nematoda; Chromadorea; Rhabditida; Meloidogynidae. The record is from the annotation of a GenBank genome assembly.